Molecule: messenger RNA, 2629 nt
Organism: Acanthochromis polyacanthus (spiny chromis)
Lineage: Eukaryota; Metazoa; Chordata; Actinopteri; Pomacentridae
Gene: ssr1
Product: signal sequence receptor, alpha
Exons: 11
Coding region: 99-995 (298 amino acids)
Cellular component (GO): endoplasmic reticulum; endoplasmic reticulum membrane
Source: RefSeq, a predicted model, not a curated record
CUUGUUUUUGCGCAUGCGCAGUAGUAAUCGUAACGGAAGUGGCACAGCCCGGUCGUCUGAGCCGCUGUGAAUGAGAACGCACUGAUUUGAACCCGAAAAUGUUGAAGUUUCUGCCCAAACUGCUGCUGCUGCUACUGCUGGCCUUCCCGGCGACCCUGCUCGUCAAAGGGCCGGUGGUGAGCGCCCAGGAUCUGACUGAGGAUGAGGAGGCUGAGGCUGUGGAUGAAGACGUCGUGGACGAUGUGACGGCUGAGGAUGAGGAUGACGAAGCUGAAGUGGAAGACGACGACAACACAGAACUGACGGAGGAUAAAGAUGAAGAAGAGGAGGAGGCAUCAGUUGGAGAGGUGAAGGCUUCCCCCAACGCCGACACCACCAUCCUGUUCGUCAAAGGAGAAGACUUCCCAGCCAACAACAUCGUCAAGUUCCUGCUCGGCUUCACCAACAAGGGAUCGGAGAACUUCAUCGUGGAGUCUCUGGAUGCUUCUUUCCGUUACCCACAGGAUUACCAGUUCUACAUCCAGAACUUCACCGCUCUGCAGCUCGGCAUCGUGGUUCCCGCCAGCAGACAGGCCACCUUCGAGUAUUCCUUCAUCCCCGCCGAGCCGAUGGGAGGGCGGCCGUUUGGACUCGUCAUCAACCUCAACUACAAAGACAGCAACGGAAACGUCUUCCAGGAUGCCGUGUUCAACCAGACGGUCACCAUUACUGAGAAAGAGGACGGACUUGACGGAGAGACGAUCUUCAUGUACGUCUUCCUGUCAGGCCUCGGGCUGCUCGUCGUCGUCGGUCUCCACCAGCUGCUGGAGUCCAGAAAGAGGAGGCGUCCGGCUCCAAAGGUGGAAAUGGGAACUUCGAGCCACAACGACGUGGACCUGAGCUGGAUCCCUCAGGAGACGCUCAACCAGAUCAUGCAGAGUCGCAGAGACAAAGCAUCCCCGAGAAGAUCUCCUCGCAAAAGGAGCCAGAAACGUUCGGCCGGCUCAGACGAGUGACGGCCGCCCGACACCUCAGCCGCAGAACUUCACCCGUCCGUCGGCGCCGGAGGAGGAGGAGGAGGAGGAGGAUUCGGGCUGCCAGCUCCACCCCGAGGCCCUCUCUGCUGAGAAACUUUAACCAGUGCCAAGCGACGGCCGGCUCUCUGCUUUCAGAACUGUUGACCACACUCACAUCCACAGCCCCUUUUGUUUGUCCGUUCACCGUCAGCACAGAGGAGUGGGAGGGAUCGUCGGCUUUAGAAGGACGCUUUUCCUCUGCAGGUUGUUGGUCUUCUUCAGAGAUUGUUUGUUUUCAGAGCCUUAGUGAGAUACCUGCUGAUACUAUCAUUGUGAGACAGUAUUGAUUGUCUUUGUGUUCAUUAGCUCCCACUCUGAGACGGUGAUCGACCCGCAGAACGUUUUUUCAUCCAUUAACUCUCAUUUUUACAAAUAAUCCACUCAUCUUGGGCCUUUUUGACGUUGUUUCCUCAUUUUUUGGGGCAGUUUUUUUUUUGCUCUGGUGCGUAACGGAGCUACGAUGACGGUAACAAAUGCAGUUUUUGAUUAUUUUCUGUGUAGUUUUUGCGUUUGUAGAUCCUGCCUGCACAUUUCUGAGUUUCGUAGAUCGUGUCUGCUCGUUUCCCUCCGCAGAUCUAGAGGGAAUUUUUUUAGUUUUAACGGAUUCGCUAAGAAGAAGCAAAUAAAACUAUCGUGGAGAGCUCAGUGCCGUCCUUCUGUUAGACUGUCAGACUGUUUGAGCCCACAUGAGGGAGCUGAUGUUGAAUUUAGGGGAUUAAAAACCAACAAUAUGCUGUAAAUUCAGUAUUCUGCAGGACGUUUUUCUGUUUCUACACAACACGUCAAACGUGUGACUGAGUUUUCCAGUCCAACGCUGCUUUAAAACGCAGGAAUUUGAAGCAUUUGAGUGUAAAAAAUCAGCCGACAGAAAUGGACAUGGCCUCGUUUUUUGAUUUUUCUGGAAGUGAUUUGACUUUUAUGCUCAAACGUGUCAUUUAGGAAAAAGAAAAUUCACCAGAAAAACAAUUCUCUAAAGGAGAUCACUGGUUUGGAUAGAUCUGUUAAAUUUUCAAACAUUUUGUUGGACGUCGAUUAAUGUAAACGAUCAGCGGGGUUCUUGAUUAAGGAAAUGAUCUUUAGGAAGAAACGGACAACAAAACCUCUGAUUUCUCUCCUUUAAAUUCGCUCUUGGCAGCCUGAUGUUCUGUCGUUUCGUCCUGUGAGCUCAGAUUUCUUCAGCCUCCAGAUGUGCGGAUGUGGAAGCGUCUAAACCCUCGACACGUGCCUGUUUUCUAUCUUUUUAAAAUCGUUUGGCUUCUCUCGGCUCGUUCAGAAUCACAGAAUCUACAGAAUCUUCUCUUUUUGUUGUUGUUGAUGAACCGGCUGAAGCACUGGUGUAAAUACUGGCCGAGAGCAAAAACUACCGAGCUAAUUUAUUCUGGGGACACGAUGGGCUUGAAUGGGGGGGGUUUGUAUGCUGUACUUCUUUUCUUUUACCACUAGGGGGCGUCGCUGUCCAGCAGAGUGGACGGAGUUUGCUCCUCUCUCUGCGGGGCUUUCCUUCGUUCAUUCAGGCUUCUGCUUUCAUUUGCUUUUUAAAUGUGCAGGAAAAUAAACUUUGAUGAUUUGCUGUA